UCUUAAUCAGUAGUUGUUUAAAUUGGAAAUUAAAUAUGCUUGAUAAUGUUGCUUGAUGAUGAUGAUUAUAAUAAAAUUUUUUGAGAAUGCUGUAGAAAUGAACAGUAACUAAUCAUAAAAUUAAAGAUUAUGAGCAACAGAUAAUGAUUUACUUGCUAAUUCUUCUUGCUGUAUUGCAAUGCACUUCCCGAAAAAUGGAUAGUAAAUCUCUAGUUGAAGUAGUAACAGAUUUUAAGGAUUUUAAGAAACUUCUGCGUACAAAAAAUAAUGUGAUGGUAUUAUAUAGUAAAUCAGCUAAAGAUUCUGCAGAUAUAUUGAAGUUAUAUACAGUUGUUGCAGAAGAAAUAAAAGGACAAGCAACAUUAGCUUAUAUAGAUUGUGGAGGUUUAUUUUUUACAGCUAAAGAUUCUGCAGAUAUAUUGAAGUUAUAUACAGUUGUUGCAGAAGAAAUAAAAGGACAAGCAACAUUAGCUUAUAUAGAUUGUGGAGGCAAUGGUGAAUUUCAUAAAGAUUAUGACAGAAAGGAAACAAUUCAGUCAAUGGUAAAUUUUUUAAAAGAUCCAUCAGGCGAUAUGCCAUGGGAAGAGGAUGAAACAGCAAAAGAUAUAAUUCAUGUAUCAGAUGCAAAUGCAUUAGGAAAACUUCUAAAUCGAGAAAAGUUACCAAUAAUGAUGAUGUUUUAUGCACCAUGGUGUGGAUUCUGUAAACGCUUGAAACCAGAAUAUGCUACAGUGGCUACAGAAAUGAAGGGUCAUUCAGUACUUGCAGCUAUGGAUGUUAAUAAACCAGAAAAUGCAGUCAUUCGUCGUCAUUUUAACAUAACUGGUUUUCCAACUUUAUUAUAUUUUGAUUCACUAUAUCUAUUAAUUUUAUUAUUUUAUUUAAAUAAUAAUCUGUCAAUUUUUAGUCCCAGUAAACAACCAGAAAAACCAAAGGACACAGAAUGGUCUGAAAUACCAAGUGAUGUUGUACAUCUUACUGAUGCUACCUUUGAUAGUGUUUUGAUUAAAGAAUCUUCUGUUUUAGUGAUGUUUUAUGCACCUUGGUGUGGUCACUGUAAAAAAAUGAAACCAGAGUAUAUAAAUGCAGCUACUAAUUUAAAAAUGCAAAAUAUACCAGGAGUAUUAGGUGCUGUUGAUGCAACUAAAGAAAAAAGUAUUGCUGAACGGUACAAAAUCACAGGAUAUCCUACAGUUAAAUAUUUUAAAAAUGGAGAAUUUCUUUUUGAUGUAAAUCUGAGAACAGCAGACAAAAUAGAGGAAUUUAUGAAAGAUCCAAAAGAGCCUCCACCUCCACCACCACCUGAAAUUCCUUGGCACAGCAUACCAAGUGAUGUUGUACAUUUAGAUGAAGAAAAUUUUAAACCAUUUUUAAAAAGAAAGAAACAUGUUUUAGUAAUGUUUUAUGCUCCAUGUAAGUUUAGAAAUGGAGAAUUUCUUUUUGAUGUAAAUCUGAGAACAGCAGACAAAAUAGAGGAAUUUAUGAAAGAUCCAAAAGAGCCUCCACCUCCACCACCACCUGAAAUUCCUUGGCACAGCAUACCAAGUGAUGUUGUACAUUUAGAUGAAGAAAAUUUUAAACCAUUUUUAAAAAGAAAGAAACAUGUUUUAGUAAUGUUUUAUGCUCCAUGGUGUGGACAUUGUAAAAAAGCAAAACCUGAAUUCCAGGCUGCAGCUGCUAAAUUUAAAGAUGAUCCAAAGGUGGAAUUUUCUGCAGUUGAUUGCACUGUUUAUACUACAAUAUGCAAUAAUAAUGAUGUCAGAGGAUAUCCAACAAUAAAAUACUUCAAUUAUUAUAAAAAUUCAAAAUUAUAUGAUGGUGGAAGAACUGAAAAUGAUUUUGUAACAUUUAUGAAUAAUCCUCAAAAUCCAGUAUCUAGUUCUUUGCCAUCUGAAACAUCACCAGAACAAUGGUGGGCUGAAAUUGAUGGUGCUGAUAAUCUUAAUCACCUGACUGCAUCCAAUUUUGAUAAUUUUAUUAAUCAACAUACUUCAGUCUUAAUAAUGUUUUAUGCACCAUGGUGUGGACAUUGUAAAGCAAUGAAACCUGCAUUUGCUCAAGCUGCUUUAAUCCUGAAAAAUGAACAGGUAUCAGGAAAAUUAGCUACCGUUGAUGCCACAACAGAAAGAGAACUUGCCACUAAGUAUGAAAUUAAAGGUUUUCCUACUAGUAAGUAAAAUAAUUUUUUUUUCUUAUCAUUAAUAAUGUAAUAGCUUUAUCAAUAA
This is a messenger RNA of Centruroides sculpturatus (bark scorpion), 2225 nucleotides long. RefSeq names its product protein disulfide-isomerase A5-like. Gene Ontology annotation, cellular component: endoplasmic reticulum. Gene Ontology annotation, biological process: protein folding. The record is from RefSeq and is a predicted model, not a curated record. The transcript is spliced from 21 exons. Gene Ontology annotation, molecular function: protein disulfide isomerase activity. Lineage: Eukaryota; Metazoa; Arthropoda; Arachnida; Scorpiones; Buthidae. The coding region runs from base 144 to 2177 and encodes 677 amino acids.